This is a messenger RNA of Trichobilharzia szidati, 1095 nucleotides long. The record is from the annotation of a GenBank genome assembly. NCBI's taxonomy places the organism in Eukaryota, Metazoa, Platyhelminthes, Trematoda, Strigeidida, Schistosomatidae.
UCAAAGCCAGGGACAAAGCUUGUAACUAUUUACCCCAAGUUGUGUUUGCGCCACCAGUUUAGUCAGCCAAAUAGAAUAUAGAAAGCAUAAAUACCUUUUACAAAGGGAUAAGCGUACUAUCUAAGCCUAAAAAGUGUGAAUCUGACGUGUUCCUGUAUGUGAGACUUUGUUUAGUGGAGGUGACCUUCAGAGUUUAAAUUUCAAUUGUGAUUGCGCUUAACCUCUGACAAGCUGUGAUGCCCUCGAAAAAUAGCCGCGAGUCGGAAGAAAGUGGAGGUGAAGAUGAGUUCCAGGUGGAAAAAAUCCUGAAAGUUCGUAUCAGAAAUGGACGGAAGGAGUAUUUCUUAAAAUGGAAAGGCUAUUCGGAAGAAGACAACACAUGGGAGCCAGAAGAGAAUUUGGAUUGUCCUGAUCUAAUUAAGGAAUUCGAAGAGCGACGGUCUCGUGAGAAGACAGUGGCCAGUCCAGCGAGGACUAGUACGGGUGCAGAAUCGAGAGCGCGAAAUAGAUCUAAGGGUUCGUCACUUAGUUCUGAUACCUCUAAAGACCAAACAGAGGAAGCUCCAGAGCCUGCCAAAAAGAAACGCACAUCUAACCUACCUGCAGCUACGGAGGAGCCAGUUACUGAGAUCGUAAGUGUUCCAGAAAAAGCAAAAGAAGUAGAAGAAGAGGACACAAAGGCUGAUACACCAAAAUCAUCUGGGAAGGUUCGUGGGUUCGCUCGUGGAUUAAAGGCUGAAAGAAUAAUUGGCGCGACUGAUUCCAGUGGAGAAUUGAUGUUUUUAAUGAAAUGGAAAGAUUCCGAUGAGGCUGAUUUGGUCCCUGCCCGUGAAGCUAAUAUCAAAUGUCCUCAAGUUGUUAUUCGCUUCUACGAAGAAAGAUUGACCUGGCACACACCUGAAAACCGUUCGGGAGCCCAGCGUUCUGGUCCAACAACAGGCACAAAUACUGCUGCGACGCGUUCAUAACUUUAUCACUUUAGACUGCAUUUACUCCUGAUGUCACUUUUCUUACUCCUUGAUAUUACUAUGCAUUUCUGUAAAGAUGCCAUCCUUAUUAUAUAAUAUUAUAUCAGAUGUCCGUACUCCCAUUAAA